AUGUUUGGAGCUAAUGGUGAUAACCAGGAGACGGGAGCCGACUCGAUGGCGGGACGCGUAGAAGUCCAAGCCAACCAAGCAGCGCCAUGGAGUGAGCCAGGCCCCUCGACUGCGGAAGGGUCACAUCGGGCAUUGACCCCAAGGGUCAUUGACCAGCGAAAUGAGCGUCAUUUGCGGUCACCGCUGCCCGGUCCUUCGAGGAUAUCUUUCGUGUCGCUUUAUGAUACGCAGGACACGCCUGAUCAGCGUGGGAGUGUUGGCUCGGCGGCGGGACGCGCUAGCGUUCACGCUGAUCAAGCAAUGCCAAGGAGCCCCAUCACGCCUGUUAUGUCAGAGGUAACGCAACACGGUAUAAGCAGCGCGAACAGUCGCCGGGUUGAAUCACAAACACGCACACUACCGAACGAAAAUACCGCGGAACGCAAUUUCACUAACGGUCAUCGGGAUGAGCCGCCGCAUCAGGCGCCAUCGGGCGAGCACCAAGCGUACUUAGCUGCGAUACCGAUGGAGUCGGCCAUUGCAAUCGAACAAGGUUCGAUUUCCCGAAAUGCCGAAUUGGUUCGGAAAAGGAUUGAGGUUGAAAGAAGGCAGAUUGAGUUGAGGAAGAUGGAGAUUGAGUUGAUUGAGCUCGAAGAGGCUGAAAUGAUGGCACUAGGUGGCAGCAUGCGGGACAGUGUUCAGCGGCCUAAAGCCGAGCAGUGGGUAACGGCAACGGAUCGCUUCGGUAUGGCUUCAUCGUUCAGAGGGGUACCUGAGACACCCCAAUUCGCGAGUACAGCCCACGUACCACCGCCGUAUGAUUUUCAGGGUUACUCACGAUUCCCAGACUACUACACUUGGAGGAGAAGUCACGAUAGCGCGUAUCGUAGGGCAUCGGUUAUCCCGCCGGUGGACCACACCAUACCACCACAGCAUCGUACGCGAUCGUAUAGGGCUCCUACCCAGUACGCUAAUGCUAGCAACCUGUCGGAAGUACAGUGGUCGGCCCGACUGAGUGGAAACGUGACUGAGUUACCAACGUUCAGUGGUGAAUCGCGAGAAUGGCCCAUGUUCAUCCGCAUGUUCGAGAAGUCGACGGAAGUGUACGGGUUUACCGACGAGGAGAAUCUGCUACGGCUGCAACGAGUCCUGAAAGGAGAAGCAAUGGAGGCAGUUGGUCAUUUGCUACUGCUUCCAAAUAGUUUGAAGGAUGUCCUUGAAAUGUUAGAAGCGCAGUACGGGCGACCGGACCAAAUAAUAGAGGCCACGAUCGAAAAGAUUCGGAAGAUGCCCGUGCCAAAGCCAGACUGCCUACGUUCUCUGGCUAAGUUCGGGUUUGCAGUGAGAAACCUCUGUGCUACGAUCGAAUCGCUGAGGUUGCCGGAGUACGCCUAUAACGUUGCGCUUCUCAGUGAGCUUGUGAGUAGGCUUCCGUCCGAACCUGCACGUGAAUGGGCGCGACACAAGAGGCAAUUCGGGUGUGGUAGUGUUACCGAUUUUGGCAGAUGGAUCAGCGAAGUGGCACGAGACGCGAUAGAUGUCAGUGUGGAGCCACUGCGCCGUGUUACGAACGAGCGUAAGGAAGAACCCGGCAAGCGUGAGCAGAAUUCUCAGCAACCGCGUCUGCCUGUUCGGGCUGACCGAUCAGGAAAUCAGCCCCCUCGAACAACAUACUGGAACGUGCACACGUCUCGGUGUUCGGAGUCUCUACCGGUUGCUGCGGCCACCACCAAUACAGCGUCACCACAAUGUCAACUGUGUAAAGGUACGUGCAGCUCACUUUCGCAAUGUAAACGGUUUCUGCACUUUUCAGUAGCAGCUCGAAGGAGCCACGUGAAGGAAAAAGGUCUGUGCAAGAAGUGUCUCGGCAGACAUAGGACCGGCUGCUCGAUUGUAACAGCGUGCGGCGUAAACGGAUGCAACGGAAUGCAUCACGUCCUGUUGCACAUCGCAGCGCCAGAUGAAGAACGCGCUCCAGAGGUUGGUUUGUGCCACACGCAUUCAGGAACCGUAGAUCGCGCUCUUUUAAAAUACGUGCCGAUCAAGGCGUAUGGACCGCGCGGUGAGGUCGAAACAUUUGCCUUUAUGGACGAUGGUUCCUCUUCGACGUUCAUCGAUAGCUCCUUGGUAGAGGAACUGGGGCUAACGGGCACACCUGUGCCGCUUUGUAUCCAGUGGACCGGCGGAGUGACGCGCCAAGAGAACUGUUCCGUGCGCCUUAACCUCGAAGUAUCUGGAAGAAACGGGAGCCGUAAGUACGACCUGAUCAACGCGAGAACGGUAAAAAUGUUGGGGUUACCUACGCAAACGGUGGCGGCUUCUCAGUUGGCUGACCAGUAUUCGCACCUGAGAGGGCUGCCGAUCGCCUCUUACAGCAACGUUCAGCCUCGUAUUCUCAUUGGUGUCGACAAUUGUCGAGUGACCAGACCAUUGAAGACGGCUGAGAGGAGCGAACACGAGCCAGUCGCCUCGAAAACGCGUUUGGGAUGGAUUAUUUACGGCCCGUGUCCGAUAGCGGAGAACGUGCCCGGAGCAGUGUAUAAUAGUUUCCACGUGUGCCUGUGCGACGGAGUGAGUGCGGAGCUGUUGAACACCGAGGUGAAGAAGAUGUUCUCCCUGGACACCAUUGCUGUUGAAAAACCAAUCAGCGUGUGGCGCUCGAAAGAGGACGACAAGGCGAUGGCGAUUCUAGAAAAGGAAACGGUGUUGGUUAGUGAUCAAUAUGAAUCGGGACUGCUGUGGAAAGCGGAAAAUAUUCGACUGCCCUGUAGUAAAGCGAUGGCUUUGAGACGAUACCACUGUCUGAAACGGCGUAUGCAGAAGGAUCCAGUACUGGAUGCAGCGGUACGAGAUACGAUACGGAAUUAUGAGAAGAAAGGUUACAUCCGUCGCUUGACGGAAGCUGAAGCGGCUGAACGACAUCCCCGAGACUGGUACCUGCCAGUGUUUCCUGUAACGAAUCCAAAUAAGCCAGGUAAGAUUCGUUUAGUGUUCGAUGCUGCCGCUACCGUUAACGGUAUCAGCCUUAAUAACAAUCUUCUCACCGGACCGGAUCUUACGGCUAACCUGUUGGAAGUGCUGUUCAAAUUCCGGGAGUUUAGCGUGGCUGUGGUCGGAGACAUCCGCGAGAUGUUUCAUCAAGUGUUGAUAAAGCCGGCCGAUCAGCGAAGCCAGAUGAUAUUCUGGGAAGGAGAUGCUGCCAGUGACGAACCCGUCACGUAUGCUGUUGCAGUGAUGACCUUCGGAGCCGCCUGUUCACCGAGCACCGCGCAGUACGUGAAGAAUCACAACGCAGAGCGGUUCGAGUCGGAGUAUCCACGAGCGGUGGAGUGUAUCAGAAACGAACACUACGUCGACGAUAUGCUGUUCAGUGUCGAAACGGAACAGGAAGCGAUUUCUCUGGCGGAACAGGUGCGAUACAUACAUUCUCGGGGUGGAUUCGAGAUACGUAACUGGAUUUCCAAUUCGUCACGAGUCAUGGAACGUGUGCAGACCAUCACUGAAACGGAAAAGAGUUUCAACAUGGGUAACGAGUUCAGUGCGGAAAAGGUGCUUGGUAUGUGGUGGGACACCCUUACGGAUACCUUUUCGUUUCGGCUGUCCAAGAAGUACGAUCAGGGCAUCCUGUCUGGAGGACAACUUCCAACGAAGCGAGUGGUGUUGCGGACGCUAAUGAGCAUUUACGAUCCGAUGGGACUGGUGGGACAGUUCCUUAUGUUCCUGAAAAUGUUGCUGCAGGAAAUUUGGAGAAGUGGUUAUGAUUGA
Molecule: messenger RNA, 3744 nt
Organism: Anopheles arabiensis
Lineage: Eukaryota; Metazoa; Arthropoda; Insecta; Diptera; Culicidae
Exons: 1
Coding region: 1-3744 (1247 amino acids)
Source: RefSeq, a predicted model, not a curated record